Messenger RNA from Sitophilus oryzae (rice weevil), 3947 nucleotides. It is a transcript of the gene PAN3, whose product is annotated as PAN2-PAN3 deadenylation complex subunit Pan3. Gene Ontology annotation, cellular component: PAN complex; P-body. The coding region runs from base 200 to 2038 and encodes 612 amino acids. The transcript has 9 exons. The record is from RefSeq and is a predicted model, not a curated record. Gene Ontology annotation, molecular function: ATP binding; protein kinase activity; poly(A) binding. NCBI's taxonomy places the organism in Eukaryota, Metazoa, Arthropoda, Insecta, Coleoptera, Curculionidae. Gene Ontology annotation, biological process: mRNA processing; nuclear-transcribed mRNA poly(A) tail shortening; protein phosphorylation.
AUCAUGACAGAGUGAACGAAUAUUGUAAAAUGAUGGUGACAGCUUGCAACAUUUGUCUUUGUCAAAAAUAUGUAGUUUUUCCAAGUUAACAGAGCAUAUUCGUCUCUAGCCUAUAUUUGUUAUAAUAUUAUAACAUAUGUAAAUUAUUUGAUUAAAGAUAUAUUUCUUCUAUUUUCCUACUGCAUACUGAAUAGCGCAGAUGGAUUGGAUAUCUCCAAAUUCCCGACCAAACACUGCUCUCUCUCUGUUAGGAAGAACCACUCACACAACCGAGUUCGUUCCGAGAGUGAAUAGUUCUUCUAACACUCCAGUCUCUCCUAGCUUUCUAAACAGUUCUUUCACAUCUGUUUCGCCAUCAACAAGUUUUCAUCCAAUAGCAAAGAAAUUUGAUGAACAUGAACAUAUUACCGCUGGUGUAACGCCAGAUACUCAAUCACCAUCUCAUUCUAUCGCUAGUUCACCGAUUUUACAAGACAAGAUAAACAACUCUACUAAUGGCUCGGUCAUUGUACCUGCAUAUCAUGAAAAUGUCGGAGGAACAACAUAUUUUUAUCAAUAUCCUACUGCUACAGAAAACAACAUAAAAAAUGAACCUGUACCCAGCACAAGUACAACAUCAAAUGACUAUACCACUUUUCCUGGCAAGUCUGAACCGUCAUUUUUUGUAUCUGAAGAACUAAAAUCUGACAUAAUAAAUCGUAACUUAUUGACACUGCUGCAGCCUGAUAUAGCACAAUAUCCAGAUCUUCCACAGGAAGUUGACAGUUACCACGAGCUUUUCCCUUUAGAGCCUAUAUCAAAUCAGGCUCUUCAUAAAGCCCAUUUGGGCUAUCAGGCCUCCAUGUACAAGGCGACACAUACCAAAACUGGUGUCCACUAUUGUCUGAGACGAAUCCACGGGUUUCGGUUACAGAACGUUAAAUGCAUGGCGUUUGUGGAAAUGUGGAAAAAGCUCAAUCAUUCCAAUAUAGUUAAUUUAAAGGAAGUGUUUACCACAAAAGCGUUUGGUGAUAAUUCUAUGAUAUUUGUCUAUAGUUAUCAUCCAGGAUCAGAAACUCUACUUAACAAACAUUUUUCAACUGAUCAGCCCGGGUAUUCAGAUCCUUUCACAAACGACGUUUCGACACCUAGACCCUACAGUUAUCAGAAGAACAAUUUACUUAGGCACCAACAGAACAACAAACUUCCAGAACCCUUAAUAUGGAGCUACAUUAUUCAGUUAACAUCGGCCCUCAGACUGAUCCACUCCUCAGCGUUGGCGUGUAGAAGUUUAGACCCAACAAAAAUUAUUUUAACUUCAAAAAAUAGGUUAAGAUUAAGCUGUUUGGGUGUUAUGGACGUCAUUCUACACGAAAAUAAUUCGAGCAUUAACCAUCUGGCAUUGGUGCAUCAUUAUCAGCAGGAAGAUUUGACAGCGCUGGGGAAAUUGGUUCUUGCCUUGGCAUGCAAGUCGACGGUUGCCGUUCAACGAGAAAACAUAUCAACGGCAGUCGAUAUUGUUAGUCGUACUUACACCAUGGACCUUAGGAACCUGAUAAUGUACCUUUUGACCAACCAGAGGAGGAGCGUCACCGAUUUAAUGCCCAUGAUUGGAGCUAGGUUUUAUACACAACUGGACAAUUUACAUAAUCACAUAGAAGUACUGGACACCGAACUAUGUAAAGAGGUCCAAAACGGCAGGUUGUUUAGACUGUUAUCGAAACUGGGUUCUAUAAACGAACGACCCGAAUUUAAUAUGGAGAGUACCUGGUCAGAAACUGGCGAUAGAUACAUGCUGAAGUUAUUUCGCGACUACGUGUUCCACCAGGUGACGGAGGAAGGUCAGCCCUGGCUGGACAUGGCCCAUGUGGUCCAGUGCCUAAACAAGCUGGACAGCGGCGCGCCCGAAAAGAUCUGCCUCAUGUCCAGGGACGAGCAGAGCGUGCUUGUGGUGUCCUACGCCGAGCUCAAGCACUGUCUUGACCAGUCGUUCCAGGAAUUGGCGGGCGCGUCGCUACUGCACCACGAACUCGCCUCGGGCGAGGAGAACAAGCUGUAAAAAACUAUAUUGUUACGUGUAGUUUUUUACUACGUAUAUCCCUUUUGUAGAGGGGAUAUCUUUUAUUUAUUCGAAGGAGCGAGUUAUACUGUAUUGUCGUGGCAAAAUGGCGUUACGUUGGGUUUUGGAAUGGCAUUCAUGGUUGUUUUCUGUUAGGUUGAUUUCUAUAAAAGCUCUGAAUUGUAAAGGGGAAACUGCGGCAACAUGUUGUGCAGUUGUAUAUAAGUAAAAAAGUUCAUACCCAUUUAUGUCCUAAAAUGCUUUGUUGCGUAGAUUAGGGAGCAUUUUUAAAAUCGCCGAAAUUUGUUUUUUUUUUCGAAAUAUCUAGUACAUAAACUUUUUAAAAAAUCCGAAAGGUGCAUAUGUUUAACCUCACAAAACUGCAAUUCUUUCCCCAUUUAACCGACUUUCUAACUGUUUCCGAGAUCCCCAUAAAGAACAUCGUAGAAAACUCGCUAUUUUUAUGAAAUAUAAUUUUAUCACACAUUAAUUUAUUUAUAGCAAAUUUUUAUGUUAGUGUUUAACAAACGUCGUAUAGGGGUCGACUCGAUAGAAAUUAGCAUCCAUUGUCAUUUCAAAAGCCACUGUGACGUCAUUUUUUUUUCUCAGAUCGUACGCUACGUUGGGUCAGUGCAAUUGUUCGGGGAUUCACUGUACGACGAACUACGAAAUUUAUGCUAUAAUAAGAACGGUUUUUGGACUCUGCCUUUUGUCUGCCAAGUAGUCACACUUACUUUUUAUUUCGAUUUUUUACUGAGAAAAGAAAAAAAUAUAUAUUUUUGGCACAUUAUGAUUUAAAAUUUGCUUUAUUGUUUGUGCUAAUUAUGAAUGAAAUUGUAUUUAAGUUUGAGAGCAGGAAUACAGGGUAGUCCACUUUUAUUACCUGGACCAUAGAUAAAAACAAUUAUAUCAACAUAUCUCCAAAAUAAUUUGGUUUUAGAAAGAUGUUAAAUUUUCGAAAAAAAUAUCGAUUAUUUUUGAAAAUUUCAGCAAAAAAUUAUUAAAACUAACCAUUUAUAACACUGUGUUGAUAUAUGAAACUUUCCUCCUAAAAGUUAGUUAGUUUUUGAUAGUAGUGACUGAAAAAUAACUUUCCAAAAAAAGCAAUUUUUUGUAAAAUUAUUUCUUUAAACGUCAAAUCUGUCAUAUUUUAAUUGAGUUCCCAGGUUGAUUUUUUUCCAUUUUCAAGCAAACCAUUUUACUAAGUAAUACAUCUAAUAAAAUAUAACUAAUAAGUAAUUGUUAGCAGUUGCCAUUUUGAAUAGAGUAAAUUUUAAAUCAAAAUUUCUAAAAUAAUCUAUCUCAUAUUUUUAAGCCAAAACUUUAUAAAUUUAUUUUUUUUUCUUCUGAAUAAAAUAUAAGACCUAUCUUAGCAUUAAUUUAUUUGAUGCAUAUAUUAUAAUAUUAUUUCUUUUAAAUUAAGAGAUAAUUUACAGUGAUGAUUUUAACGCCCUAUAUAUCUUUUUUAAAUAAUCCUAUAAAAUUCAUAAAUUACUUUUUAAAUGCUUUUAAACCUUUAGGUUUAUGCCUUUAAGCCUAAUUUUUUUAUUCUUUUUAGCGGUACAAAUUUUAUUGUUUGUAAAAUCAAUUAAUCUUGACAAAAGACAUGUUUUACUGGAUAUUAAAAACAAAGUCACGAAAAAUUUAGGAAUUAUUUUAUCAAUUUUUUAAAACAUUUUUUUUUCCUUACUAAUCAGAGUUAGUAAAAUUUGUUUCCAUGAAGAAAUAUCCCGAAUAUAGUAUAUAAUUGAACCCGAAACGUGUUAUAUUCUGUCAUAUUUCUACAGCUUUUUUAUGUUUUAUAUUAAAAUUUUCAAAGAAAUGGCACUCUUUUGGUAGGAAAAAUACACAUUGUACAGAUCCAACGUAAUUCUCAUUUGACAAAAAGGAAAAACACUCGAAAAAAAAA